Xenopus laevis (African clawed frog) is the source of this 1341-nucleotide messenger RNA. RefSeq names its product flap structure-specific endonuclease 1 L homeolog (gene fen1.L). Gene Ontology annotation, molecular function: 5'-3' exonuclease activity; hydrolase activity, acting on ester bonds; RNA-DNA hybrid ribonuclease activity. Gene Ontology annotation, biological process: DNA replication; base-excision repair; DNA replication, removal of RNA primer. The record is from RefSeq and is marked provisional. Lineage: Eukaryota; Metazoa; Chordata; Amphibia; Anura; Pipidae. Gene Ontology annotation, cellular component: nucleoplasm; nucleus; mitochondrion.
GUAGAAGCCCGCGAAGGUUUUGGAAGGCAGCGGAGUGGGCUUUCUCUGUGUUGUUGAACUCUGCAUCUUCCUCCUCUUUUACCAAGUCUAUAUUUGCAAUGGGAAUUCACGGUUUGGCCAAACUUAUCGCAGAUGUGGCACCUGCAGCUAUCAAAGAGCAUGAUAUAAAAAGUUACUUUGGUCGAAAGGUGGCGGUCGAUGCUUCCAUGUGCAUUUAUCAGUUUCUUAUUGCAGUGAGACAGGAUGGCAACACGCUGCAAAACGAGGAAGGUGAAACCACAAGCCAUCUUAUGGGCAUGUUUUACCGUACCAUUCGCAUGGUAGAGCAUGGCAUCAAACCAGUGUAUGUGUUUGAUGGGAAGCCACCACAGAUGAAGUCCGGUGAACUAGCUAAACGCAGUGAGCGUAGGGCCGAGGCAGAGAAGUUGCUUGAAGCUGCCGAGGAGGCUGGAGAAGUGGAGAACAUUGAGAAGUUCACUAAAAGACUUGUCAAGGUCACCAAGCAGCACAAUGAGGAGUGCAAGAAAUUACUUACCCUAAUGGGCAUUCCUUAUGUGGAUGCACCCUGUGAAGCUGAGGCCACGUGUGCUGCCUUAGUAAAAGCAGGGAAAGUGUAUGCUGCAGCAACAGAAGACAUGGAUGCCCUGACCUUUGGCACCCCUGUGCUCCUUAGGCACCUCACAGCAAGCGAAGCUAAAAAGCUGCCUAUUCAGGAGUUCCAUCUAAACCGUGUCAUUCAGGACAUAGGUAUCACACAUGAACAAUUUGUGGAUCUCUGUAUCUUGCUCGGAAGUGACUACUGUGAAACCAUCCGUGGCAUUGGACCCAAAAGAGCCAUUGACCUGAUCCGUCAGCAUAAGACCAUUGACGAGAUCAUUGAUAACAUUGACCUCAAGAAAUACCCCGUUCCGGAAAACUGGCUGCACAAGGAGGCAAAACAUCUUUUCUUGGAACCAGAAGUAGUCGACACUGACAUCACCGAGCUGAAGUGGAUCGAGCCCGAUGAAGAAGGAUUGGUGGCCUUCAUGUGUGGGGAGAAGCAGUUUAGUGAAGAUCGCAUACGCAACGGGGCCAAAAAGUUGGCCAAGAACCGGCAAGGCAGCACACAGGGCCGGCUGGAUGACUUUUUCAAAGUGACCGGAUCCGUUAGCUCAACUAAAAGAAAAGAGGCAGAAUCCAAAGGAUCCGCUAAAAAGAAAGCCAAAACUGGAGGUACCCCUGCAGGAAAGUUCAAGAGGGGUAAAUGAAUGGGCAAUUAUUAACUGAUGCGAAUGAUUUAUAAGCGCUAAGGCUUUGACAAUAUGUCGCAGUUCUUUAAAAUAAAAAAAAAUUGUAUAAUAA